Molecule: messenger RNA, 1269 nt
Organism: Symbiodinium sp. CCMP2456
Lineage: Eukaryota; Dinophyceae; Suessiales; Symbiodiniaceae
Source: the annotation of a GenBank genome assembly
AUGCAUGUUGCUGCAUGGGCCUGGCUGCUGCCUGUAACAGUCAACUGUGUGUUGACGGAAUGGAACGGCAGCUGCUCAUCGCCACAGUUCAUUUACCUGCUGCACGGUGCAUUGGUGCUGGACACCUCCCCGCUCCAGGAUCGCUCGAAUCGGGACGUUCUGUGGCUAUCUUUCGACAAGCCAUACCACGGCGAGUACGGGGGCAUCCCCACCUCAGACGUGCUAUACGAACCGCAGGCCUGGUGGGGCGAGGGUCGAAACCUUCUUCUGGAGGCCGCUCUGCAGCGUCGGCACCGCCCGUGCUGGCCUGGCUACAUGUACUUCGUUUUCCUUGACGAUGACAUGCUGGCGAUGGUUCCGCAGGCAGGAUCAUGGACUAAGUUCGAGAAGUUCUUGCUGGAGGAGCUGCCGGCCGUCGGUUACAUCACCCGGACUCGGCACUAUCAUUCGCUUGGAAGGGGCAAGACGACGCGGGGCUCGCUCUUCAACGUCGACCACAACGCUUUAGCUUUCCACCGCCACACUCUUGGCUCCUUGUUGCCGUACUGCGACUUCCUGAAAAGGGACGCAGUUGGCUGGUCCGGUGCCAUCCUGACGCUUCAGCUAGGAGUCCUCUACUCCAACAGCCGAAUCGGGUUGAACACGAUUCGGGCUGACUUAGCGCGGAACCUCCACAGACCGUACAAGAGAGGUGGUGGAAGCUAUGCCUUCGACCUGCUGAAGCAGCGCUUCCAGGGCGAGAUGCUGUAUUUGAGCGAUGAACUGCUUGAGGCUUACUGGGGUCAAAUCGGCACCAAAGACAGCAGGACGUUUUGCAACUACAACUACAACGCGUCACGGAAACCACCAGGACAGCAACCUGCCGGCCCGAUAAGUAUUGCUUGGCUGAUGCGACACAUCAAUGUCUCACAUCCCUGUGGUCGGGUAAUGUUUGCCUUCCUUAGAAAGCACUCCGGAUAUUUGCAGAUGCUGCGAGCAGGGCAACCUGAGUUUGAGGCAGACUCUGCCAACUUCGACGGUAUACCUCACUGUCAGUGGAAUCUUAGGCCAUGGGUCGGCGGGAGUUCUGGAGCCUCAGUAAGCAAGGAUGUUGAGAGUGGCUGGUGCCGUGGAGGACUGCAGAAGGGUGAGCUGUGCUGCUCACCUGAUUGUCCUGUUUGCGGCGGCCCCUUGUGUGCAGGCCACUGCUGUGGCGGGCAUAUCCAAGGCCGUGGCUCGUGCCUGCAAGUUGAUCAACACACGUGCCUGGUGCCUGAGCGAGCGAAGUAG